AUGGCGCUUCUGCUGGACUUGGCCGGCCUCCUGGUGCUCUUCAGCUUUGCAGACUGCGAGGACGCCCACCUGGUGACAGCAGAGGCGGACGGGUCCCCCGUGGUACACAUGGAGCUGUACCCCAGGAGGAAGACGCUGACCUGGAAAUCCCGGAGAAACGUGACCGAGCAAGAAUGCAAAAUCGACACUCCGCCCAGCUCCUCCACCAGGCAAGACCCUAAGGUCAAAGGAGACGGCACCUACUUUUGCCGGUUUCCCAACGCCGUGCUGCAUCGGGGGGCCACGCUGACUGUCCACGGGAUGGUGGACGGGACCCCGUUCCAGUCCGUCCUGGAGUUUCGCAAUCCAGGCCUGGAAGGAUCCGGGGCCGUAAACUUCUCCUGCCUCAUUUACAACCUGCACCACAUGAAUUGCAGCUGGAACCCGGGACCGGCCGCCCCCGCCGACGUCCAGUAUCACCUGUACGGCUGGACCUCCAGUCAUGAGGACGAGGUUGAGUGCUCCCGUUACGUGCCUGCCUCGGGGACACACAUGGGCUGCCGAUUCGAUGAGCUCGUGGGGUCCCAGCUCGCGGACUCCUACUUCUUCGUGGUGAACGGAACCAGCAAGGAGGCAGCCAUCCAGUUUACGGACUUCGACCCGCUUAGAGGCAUUCAGAUCGAAAAGGUUGACCCCCCGGCCAACCUCACCGUCGGCGGGAACGGAUCCCAUCACGUGAUCCAGUGGCACAACCCCAGGCUGCGGUUUGAGGCCUCGAGUAGCAUCUUCUUUUACGAACUGGACAUCCAGCGAGAGGGCACUUCCUCCAAGCAAGACUCUGUUUUCCUAAGAGGCAGCGAGGAGAACGUGUACCUGAUGCCCAGUUCGUCCAUGAGAGCCGGGCACACCGUCCGGGCGAGAGUGAGGUUCAUGCGCAGUGAGCUGUGGAGUGACUGGACCCCCAUCUUGCGUUUUGGCCUCCCAGACCAGGAUGUCGGCGGCUUCCCCGGUGCCCUUUUGGGGAUGGUGGUGGGGGUGGCCGCAUUGGCCAUCACCGUCCUCAUGUUUCUCUGCACGAGGUUCUCCCUGAGACGCAAGCUAUUCCCUCGGGUGCCCCAGGUGAAAAGGGAGGUGACGGGCACCGGUGAGGCCUUCCCGGAGGUAAGUGUGUGCAGGGGCAGCCGGACCCGGGGGGACAGGCAUGGGGUCCGGUGGGCCUGGAGGUUGGCGGUGGCUGGGACAUGGUACCCAGAGAUUUGCACGUUCUGGAACGUUCCACAGAAAUGGAAUCAGCCCGGCCGGUGUUGCCCAAUGGAUAGAGUGUCGACCGAUGAACCUGGAGGUCCCGGGUUCGACGAGCGGAUGAGAUGGCCGUGGCCCACCCACACCGUGGAAUACUACGCAGCCCUGAACAAGGUGGGUCUCUUACCCUUUGAGACGGCACGGAGGGACCUGGAGACCAUGAUGCUGAGAGACACAAGCCGGUCAGAGAAAGACUCGUACCCCAUCAUCUCACUCCUACCUGGAAGCUAA
Messenger RNA from Myotis daubentonii (Daubenton's bat), 1512 nucleotides. Its product is annotated as granulocyte-macrophage colony-stimulating factor receptor subunit alpha-like. Gene Ontology annotation, molecular function: protein binding; cytokine receptor activity. Lineage: Eukaryota; Metazoa; Chordata; Mammalia; Chiroptera; Vespertilionidae. The transcript is spliced from 11 exons. Bases 1 to 1512 code for a protein of 503 amino acids. Gene Ontology annotation, biological process: cytokine-mediated signaling pathway. The record is from RefSeq and is a predicted model, not a curated record. Gene Ontology annotation, cellular component: external side of plasma membrane; membrane.